AUGUAUAUUGAAGAGAUUCCACCUGGAUCCGUCCCAACAUUGGCGAAACUCCUGCAGUUUCGACCCAACGAACCUCCGGAAGCCCUCUCACGGCGACUUCUCCAGGGGGUAAAAUCGCUGCCUUCAUUUCUCAGACCCAGUCGCUUGGAGAAGAUCCUCCUGCCGCCUCGCGGUCAUCUCUGCCAGGUGCACAAAUGCCUCCAUUACGACGUUGUGGACGUGGUGCUGCACCAUGUCCAACUCGAGGUGGGGAUUCGUCUCAACAACCUCAUUUCGCAGUGCGAUCUGCUUUCUCCGGAGCAGUAUGUUCGCGUGAUGAGACUCCGGGCGCUGCACGCCUUGUGGCUCACGCCGGAAGACUACGAAAAGACUUUCUUGACUUCAAGCCAAAAUUCCAAGUGGAGUUACCAAAGUGACCGCUGCCGCGCAUGCAUGUUGUGUCGUCUCACAUCCGAUCUAGAAAUCCUCCUGGACUUGAGGUGGGCAGUGCGGUCGAGGGCGACGCAAAAUUUCAUUGCGAUGCAUGGAAGUCCUAAGCUCCAAUUGUGGGUGCAGGUCUGGAUUGCCGUGCUGGCGCGGUGCGUUGAAAGGGCGACUGGCCAAGAGAUUGACUUGGACACGGUCCUGUUGGAGAACGAGCAGCAAGCCGUGGCGUUGAAGAAGGUAAGGGUAAACAUCGAAGCGUUGAGGAAGGAGAAAUACAAGUACAUGAAGCUGAGCAGGACGAAGAGUAGGAGGACAAGAGCCAAGGGCGCCGACAGUUGUCAUCUCGUUCCAAAUCCCCCGGGUCCUCCAUGGCGCGAGGCUGCAGAGACAGCCACCGUGCAAGACACCCGCGACAAUCAUGCCGGAGAGGAUCUGUCAGGAGAACCGAACGAAGCCGAUCUUGAAGCCAUGGAUGCGUUCGAGGCAUUGACCAGCACGACAUAUCUUCCAGGUCAAUCGCAUCUAAACGCCAAAUAUCCGUUCGAAUCGACUAUCAGCUCUGUCUCAGGCGACCCAUCCACGAAAGGCCAGAGUCCUUACGGACAUUGUUCCUCCUACACGACUGAACGCGCAUCAAUGUAUAGCGUUGUGGAAGAUCCACUAACUGGUGCUUCGCAGGUGCUGACAGACUCGACAGACCAGGAUGAUGAGCAGCUUGACUACGUAUCUCCAAGGUCACAGUGGAAGGCAUCGCAACAAGAACAGCAGACGCUACCAUCAACUGUUUACUCUCGUCCAACAGACAGCAGAGGCGGUCAUGAACAACUGGACGGAGCGUUCUCUGGCAUGUCCACCAGCGCAAUAGUCUCGUCGCGAGAUUCUUGGGAAACAGAGCCUCUCAUGGCGUCGAGUUCGAGCAUAUACUCUGCCGCAACAACGGCGACGUCCAAAACACAGAAGCGCUAUGCCGCUCGGAGCAGACAACGGCUGGCCAGGGUUGACGAGCACGAGGACGAGCACUGCUGGGGAAGCCAAGGCGACUACUACUCUCGCUCCCGACGCGAUGCAGCAGAGACGUACACUGACCUCCUCGACCCGACUCCAUUUACGCCCACCACCACAUCCGAAACUCUGUCGAGACCGGGACAUGGACCGGGAGCAUGCACGCCUCCAACGUCUGCAUCAGAACUGUUCCUCCGUCUGUACGAUGAUGUGUGCCGCCCUGUCGCAGAUUCAGGAAGCAUAACAACAAUACCUUCACCAUCCAAAUCGACUACUUCUGAGGCUGCGCCCCACCGAUCUCAUGUACCGUCAACGGCCCCUCCGAGGAGACGCCCGGUGUCCUCGACAGAAGAUUUCCUUCAUCUGUACGGCGAAGUGGUCAGCGCCUACUCGCGAGACAGAAGCUCAGGCUCAGGCUCAUUUCUAUCACCAUCGACCGUCCGUACGGCGUCCACGUCGACCGUAGUCUCGGACACGACGAGGAAGAGGUUGACUCCCGAACGGCUCUCCGUCAGGGCGAGCACGAGCACGAGUCAACGCCAUAACGACGGCAGAAGAAGGUCCGACGUCCCGACCAUCCACGGCGACGUGCAUGUGCACAUGCAUGAUCGAGCAGUACCAUGCAGCUCUGCAAGUAUUAGUAGUGGGCAUAGCAAAAGCCGAAGGAGCCGCAGCAGCCAGAGCGACCGCUACGACCAGUGCGAUCCCCGCGACCGGGACAGCAGGACCUCAAGCGAUGUGCAAUCAACGUCGAGCGGAGAGUGUCAUUCGCAAAGAGGGACGAUCUGGGUUGGUUUUGACCACGGCAGGUAA
Molecule: messenger RNA, 2241 nt
Organism: Fonsecaea multimorphosa CBS 102226
Lineage: Eukaryota; Fungi; Ascomycota; Eurotiomycetes; Chaetothyriales; Herpotrichiellaceae
Exons: 1
Coding region: 1-2241 (746 amino acids)
Source: RefSeq, a predicted model, not a curated record